AUGUUUCCAGGUUUUACAAAAGAUAGACAGAGGGUUCCACGUCAGUACCUCUUGGAACCUACAAACAAAGCCACCAUCGGUGCCGGACUUUCCACAAAAGCUCGGCGAUCUCCGCAGACGAAGUUUGACGACUCGACGGUGGGGAAGAGGAAGGGGAUCGUUCUUGAUCUUAACAAGGUCCCCGCAGAAGACGAAGAAACGCUGGAAUUACCGUUACAAGACCGAGAAGAUGGCAAGACGAAAAACAAGUGCUCAUCGUUGAAAAAGAAACUCGCUCUUGACCUGAACGACGUCGUUACGGAGGAAGAAGAAGAGCGGGAAUCGGCGUUUGAUGAGGGACGUGGCGAGAAGAUAAACAAGAGGCCGAUGUUAAAGAAGAAGUUCGUUUAUGACCUUAGCGACGUCGUUAGGGAGAAGGAGGAAAAAGUACUGGAAUCGUUGUUGGAAGACGGACUUAAAGGGAAGAUCAACGAGCGCUUCUCGUACAAGAAUAGGGUUUUUCCUCGCCAGAACGACGUUGUUAGGGAGAAGGACGAAGAAGCGCGGGAAUCGCCGUUUGAUAACGGAGGCAGCGAGAAGAAAAGCAAGCGGUCGUCGUUGAAGAGGGUUGGCGGCGACGUUAAUUCACAGAAUCGGAGGGAAAAAUCAUGUUUGAAUACCCAUCUCCCAGGGUCCACGUUGAAUUUAGCGUUUUCUCACGAGGAUGUAGAAAUUGCUGAAAUUUUAGUUAACUUACGUAAAAAGAAAUGCUAUAAGAAUCGAGGACGUAGAAGCAACUUGUAG
Molecule: messenger RNA, 783 nt
Organism: Sphenostylis stenocarpa
Lineage: Eukaryota; Viridiplantae; Streptophyta; Magnoliopsida; Fabales; Fabaceae
Source: the annotation of a GenBank genome assembly